UCCCAAAACACACCACAAAAGCAAAAAAAACAAGGCAGGUUCUGAGACAGCUGACUCCAGCCGCGGCAGGUUUAGUUGUCGCUGCCUUGAAGUAGUGGCAGGUUUACCGGGAGCUCCACCUGUCAAGGAAGAAAUUUACUCCAACUGUCUUUGCUGUACCAUCAGUUCGACCAUAGACCUCAUUGCAGCAUCGUACUUCCCAAACGCAAGCGUCCACACACCUCGUGACCUCGAUUCGACCAAUCACAAGCGCCACCGCGCAUGGGUGUCGUACCAAGAUCAACCUGAUCGUCUGUGAGGCAGACUGAACCGGGGGAAGAUCACCAUUUUUUGCCGGGUGACGCUCGCUAUACCGUGGGAAGAGAUGGUACUGUCUUCAGGGCUGACAUAACGGAUGAUGUUAACAUGGGCCCCAAUUCCAUCCACUGGUUCAGAAAGGGCCUCCGUCUCCAUGACAACCCUGCACUUCAGGAGGCAGUGCGUGGGGCAGACACGGUCCGAUGUGUCUACUUCCUGGAUCCCUGGUUUGCUGGGUCAUCAAAUCUCGGGGUUAACAGGUGGAGAUUUCUCCUGCAGUGCCUGGAUGAUCUCGAUUCCAAUCUAAGAAAACUCAAUUCUCGCCUUUUUGUCAUCCGAGGACAACCAGCCAAUGUUUUUCCACGACUUUUCAAGGAGUGGAAAAUAUCCAGGUUGACUUUUGAGUAUGACUCAGAACCAUUUGGAAAGGAGAGGGAUGCAGCUAUUAAGAAGCUCGCUAUGGAGGCCGGUGUUGAAGUCAUUGUCAAGACUUCACACACCCUUUACAAUCUUGACAAAAUCAUUGAACUGAACGGGGGUCAGCCUCCUCUGACCUACAAACGUUUCCAAACGCUGAUCAGCCGAAUGGACCCGCCGGAGUUGCCAGUGGAAACCCUCUCCAACACUAUAAUGGGAAACUGUGUCACACCAGUCUCUGAAGACCAUGCGGAGAAAUAUGGUGUGCCGUCCUUGGAGGAACUAGGAUUUGACAUCGAGGGACUUCCUUCUGCUGUCUGGCCUGGUGGUGAAACAGAGGCAUUAACAAGGAUUGAGAGACACCUGGAGAGAAAGGCUUGGGUUGCAAACUUUGAAAGGCCUAGAAUGAACGCAAACUCUUUAUUGGCCAGCCCGACUGGGCUGAGUCCCUACCUCCGUUUCGGCUGCCUCUCCUGCCGCCUCUUCUACUUCAAACUCACAGACCUCUACUGGAAGGUAAAGAAAACCAGCUCUCCUCCUCUUUCCCUCUACGGUCAGCUACUAUGGAGGGAGUUUUUCUACACCGCUGCUACCACCAAUCCACGGUUCGACAAGAUGGAGGGCAACCCAAUCUGUGUGCGUAUUCCCUGGGACAAGAACCCAGAGGCCCUGGCCAAGUGGGCUGAGGCUAAGACCGGUUUUCCCUGGAUCGAUGCCAUCAUGACCCAGCUGAGACAGGAGGGCUGGAUUCACCACCUGGCCCGCCAUGCUGUGGCUUGUUUCCUCACCCGCGGAGACUUAUGGAUCAGCUGGGAAGAGGGCAUGAAGGUGUUUGAGGAGCUUCUAUUGGAUGCUGACUGGAGCGUGAACGCUGGCAGCUGGAUGUGGCUCUCCUGUAGCUCUUUCUUUCAGCAGUUCUUUCAUUGUUACUGUCCUGUGGGUUUCGGCAGACGCACCGACCCUAACGGCGAUUUCAUUAGACGAUAUUUACCUGUUCUCAGAGGUUUCCCUGCCAAGUAUAUAUACGAUCCCUGGAAUGCCCCAGAUUGUGUGCAGGCUGCCGCUAAGUGCAUCAUCGGAGUUCAUUACCCCAAACCCAUGGUGAACCAUGCCGAAGCAAGCUGUCUCAACAUCGAAAGGAUGAAGCAGAUCUACCAGCAACUCUCACGCUACAGAGGACUUGGACUUCUGGCCUCUGUUCCAUCCACACACAAUGGGAAUGUUAUGGCUUACUCCCCAGGGGAACAGCAGUCUGGGACCAACACGCCAGGACCGGCGGUAUUGAAUGGUUCUGUUGCCAAUGGUGACAUGAAUGGAAGUAUUCAGUUGAACUUUGACAGCGAGGAGCAUCAGGGACCAAGUGGAACACAGCAACAAGAACAACAGCAGCAACUAGGUUACCACCACAUGUCCGACUCGGGGCACAACGCAAGCAGUCGCCUUUACCAGUGGAAUAUCUCGCAAGAAAUGGCAGGCCCUCAACAUUCAGGACACCUGCUGCACAAAGGUGGAAGUGUGACAGGGAAGAGGGAGAGAGAGAGCGAACAAGAUAUUGAAGAAGAGGACGACAGUCUCUCUACCUCUCACAAACUUCCACGACAAAUUGCUGAAGCCACUUCAGUUCAUGCUACCAUUAGGAACCAGUCGAGUAUGAAAAGCUAGGUGGACAAAUCAUCAUGAUGAGCCGAAUAUUUGGGAAAUAAGACAGGGGUCUGUUCUUCUGUAAACUCUCAUGUUAGGCAACAACAAAUAGUGGAUUUGGCUCUUUCUGGUCAUCUUCAAAGAUAUGAAUGUUACAGUAACUGGGUUUAUUUAAGAAUUAGUUUUCUUUGAAAAUGCAAUUCAUUUUGCUUGAUUCUACAUCCGUAAGAGAUGAGGCGACUAUAAAAAUGUUUCUUUUUGGACGUCUUUGUGGCUACAGUAGGUUUGUUUUUUCAUGCCGUUAGAUGAACAUGGUUCAAGGUUCAUACCAAGUGCGGUAGAUUUAGGCUUCUAUCAAGCAGAAGAAAUCUGAACUUUAUUAUAAAACUGCAGCUGCAGCUGUGAGUAUUUUUGCUAUGUUACAACCAGCAUUGGACAUUAGUUGGAUCCACAGAAACAAAACCAACUCUUUUGUACAGUUACAGUGUUCUGAAUUUCUUUGACUCUCAGUACAGUGGUGUAUGUGCCACAUUUUGUAAACAGAAAAAAGGUUACAGUUAUAUUUUAUAUAUCGGUGUUUUGUUCUUUGCCAGUUCAAUACAUUUGUUUUUCAGUACAGAAAAAUCAUGUAUAAUAAAAUUCCAACCAAGAUGAAAUUUGAAAUACGAUUCACAGUUUACUGAUUAUAAAAUUGCUUAACUUCUCAUUUUUAAACUUCAAGCCCAUAUUCAAUUGAUAGAAUAUUCAUUUUUUGCAGUUCUGAAAUAUUUUAAGGUGUACACAAAAGCCCCUUAAAAUAAUAGUUUGAAAUCUUCAUAAUAACAACAAUAUCUUUUUCAUUGUCAUGCCUGGCUGACACACACAGACAGCUGACCUUCAUGGUCAAGCCUUAAAACACUGAUAAACGCCAACCUACAUUCUGCCAAAGCCAGCAAAUGACACUGGAAAAGAAAUUAUGUUAAUGCCUACACUUAUCUUUUAAAUCUUUGUUGUUAAAUAUAUCUUUUUUGAAUAUACUUUAUACAUAAGGAAAUUGUCUUUUUGUGCAGAACUGCUCUGUGUUGCUUUUGCAUUGUUAGAUUUAAAAUCAAAAGACUUGAAUAUUUAAAAUAUAUCUGUGCAUAGUGAGAUUAAGACACCAAAAAUACCAGACAGCCAAAACAUGUCAUGGUAAUAUUUACUGACAUUCCAAAAAUGAGCAAAUCAUGGUUUUUGAUUGUCACAAUCUAUUUUUUAUUAUUUUUUGGAGAUCUCUGAAGUCUUUCCAAUUCUGUAAAUUAAAAGACAGUUAAUAAUGUCUGAAUUUUAUUUUUUAAUGACAUUAUAUAUGCUAAGUACAUUACAUCAGGGAAUGUAACCAACAAUAAGGAUUUCUCUGUAUGUGUUCAGCAGUGAUUUAUACUUUACCUUAUGCUGACUGCAUACCCAAAUUUGUUUUUUGUUGUUAAACAUCAGACUAAAUACUAUUUAUAAAAUAUAACUAUUGGUUUUCUGUCCAGAGAUGAAAUCCCAGUGAAAUCUGAAUGAUUGAGAUUUUUGGAAGCCAUCCUUUAAAAUCACUAAUAAACUAGACUUGUCUCCUUUAAAUUGAUAUAUGACUUUAAAUGAUAAUUUUCGUAAUUUAUUUGUUAUUUUAAAAUCUUAAAAAUCCCCUAGAUUAAAUAGAAUAUCUUUCAGUCAAUACAAAUAAAAACUUGUGACGAUAUUAUGUUACGUUAACAUUACAUUGGUCGAAAGAAACUGAUGAAUCCUGCAAAAUGUUUACAAUGUUUUAUAUAGAUACCUAAUAGACCUAAUAAUUACUGUGCAUAACUCAACCAUAUAAGGCCCCUUUAAUUUAAGCAAAUUCAUGAUGAUCUGGCAACCUCCAUAGGUUGGAUAGCUUUACCUGCUUUGACACUGUGACAUAUCUGUGCUGUUGCUGUAGAUAAUCUGCUGUUAUGACCAGAAGUGUUCAGUUCUAAUGUGAAUGUUUACAAAUAAAAAACUGUAGAAACCUC
Triplophysa dalaica is the source of this 4355-nucleotide messenger RNA. RefSeq names its product cryptochrome circadian regulator 3a (gene cry3a). The record is from RefSeq and is a predicted model, not a curated record. Gene Ontology annotation, cellular component: cytoplasm; nucleus. Gene Ontology annotation, molecular function: DNA binding; FAD binding. Bases 406 to 2376 code for a protein of 656 amino acids. The transcript has 15 exons. NCBI's taxonomy places the organism in Eukaryota, Metazoa, Chordata, Actinopteri, Cypriniformes, Nemacheilidae. Gene Ontology annotation, biological process: circadian regulation of gene expression; negative regulation of DNA-templated transcription; entrainment of circadian clock by photoperiod.